Molecule: messenger RNA, 759 nt
Organism: Penicillium concentricum
Lineage: Eukaryota; Fungi; Ascomycota; Eurotiomycetes; Eurotiales; Aspergillaceae
Product: Zn(II)2Cys6 transcription factor domain-containing protein
Exons: 3
Coding region: 1-759 (252 amino acids)
Biological process (GO): regulation of DNA-templated transcription
Molecular function (GO): DNA-binding transcription factor activity, RNA polymerase II-specific; zinc ion binding
Source: RefSeq, a predicted model, not a curated record
AUGCUUGGGCAAUCCACCGAGGAAUCUGAUUUCAGCUCGCCUUCCAUACAUUUUGCGCAGGAACGUCGGAAGUCCCAAUCCCGCGUUAUGACCAAGAAAGAAAAUUCCCAUCCCUCCGGGCGAUUGGCCUGUGAUAUUUGUCGGGAGCGCAAGGUUGGGUGUGAUCUGGCAGACCCAAAGGGCGGUCGUUGCACACGCCUUGGCUACGACUGCAGCUACCAAGGACGGAAACGACGCCGCGCCGCCAAGGCGGAUCUGCCACGUCAACUAUCCGAACUACAGGAUCGACUAACACAAGCCGAGGCAAUGCUUCAAAGUUCCGCGGCGUCCACUACUCCAGUGACGUUCCCUCCGCAGGGCGAAUCGUUCUGGCCCCAGAUCUCACCACCAGAGCCAUUCGGAGACCACGAGAGGCUAAUGCAUCGUCUCCAAAACUACGCGACUGGUCCAAUGGAUCGUGGGUUCGAGGGCUUCGACUUGUUGACUAACCUCACGGAAGAUAUUCCUGGCUUUGGGGGAACUAUCGAUCCAGCUUUGACAUCAGAGAUCAUUCCGCUCCCACAAGAGGACAAUACACCGCUACCAUUCCCGCUCGGGAGUAAUUAUCUCCUGGCGGGAAACUCAACGUCCCCUAAUUUCAACGAUCCUUUCUUCCCAUCAACCCCGGUGCUCGAUGAAUUGAUCUCGCCACAAGAUAUUGAAAUACUUUACCGUGAUAAGCAACCCUCCCGCACGCCCCUUGGCUUGCCCAAAAACUGA